Molecule: messenger RNA, 387 nt
Organism: Aspergillus steynii IBT 23096
Lineage: Eukaryota; Fungi; Ascomycota; Eurotiomycetes; Eurotiales; Aspergillaceae
Exons: 1
Coding region: 1-387 (128 amino acids)
Source: RefSeq, a predicted model, not a curated record
AUGUGCCAAGUCCAGCGCGUGCUCAACACCUGCGGCCACAAGAACGACCACGUCCUGCUAACCUGCCAUCUUGCGAGACGAGCCCUGCCGCAGCCCGAGUCCUCAAGCACAUCCACACCCACAUCCACAUCCACACCCACAUCGUCCUCGUCGUCCUGUUUAAGCAGCCAACGGCGCCAAGAAGCAAGCCAGCAUCAAGACCACCGAGCAUGCUCAGACCAGCCGCAACGGACCGUCAUGCUCUCCAUCACGGACGUCGAGCUCGUUAUCGCCAAGACCGGGUUCCAGGCCUGCAGCCAGCCGUACUGUAUCUUUGCGAGGAUCCGGGAGCUGGAGUCGCCGGUGGGGUUUAAGUGUAUGGUGGAGGGGUGUGAGAGGGCGGAUUGA